AUGCCUAAAUUCUGUCAAAAAUGCGAGCAAGAAAUUGCCGAAGGCAAAGAAGGAAAAUAUAGAACAGUGACUUAUACAACGCCAAUUGAAAGGGCCAUUUAUUAUGUUUGUCCUGAUUGUUUUAAGAAAAUAGAGCAAGAAUUAGCCGAGGAAAAGAGAAAGAGAGAGCGCAUGGACUGA
Messenger RNA from Racocetra persica, 180 nucleotides. The record is from the annotation of a GenBank genome assembly. NCBI's taxonomy places the organism in Eukaryota, Fungi, Glomeromycota, Glomeromycetes, Diversisporales, Gigasporaceae.